AGGGCUCCCUGUGGUAGGACUAUAUAACCCCAGAAGGCCUGCACCAGGCUGACUCUCCGCUUCUUUCCAGCCAGAGCCACUGCCCCGCUCCAGGAGACCUAAGCCAUGGCACCCAAGAAAGCCAAGAGGAGGGCAGCAGCAGAGGGCGGAAGCUCCAACGUCUUCUCCAUGUUCGACCAGACCCAGAUCCAGGAGUUCAAGGAGGCCUUCACAGUAAUUGACCAGAACCGAGAUGGCAUUAUUGACAAAGAGGACCUCAGGGACACCUUUGCAGCCAUGGGCCGCCUGAAUGUGAAGAAUGAGGAGCUGGACGCCAUGAUGAAGGAAGCCAGUGGUCCUAUUAACUUCACCGUCUUCCUGACCAUGUUCGGAGAGAAGCUCAAGGGUGCGGAUCCUGAGGAUGUGAUCACCGGCGCCUUCAAGGUCCUGGACCCGGAGGGGAAGGGCACCAUCAAGAAGCAGUUCCUGGAAGAACUGCUUACCACGCAGUGUGACCGCUUCACCCCCGAGGAGAUCAAGAACAUGUGGGCAGCCUUCCCCCCAGAUGUGGGUGGCAACGUGGAUUACAAGAACAUCUGCUACGUCAUCACGCACGGUGAUGCCAAGGACCAGGAGUAGUGGCCUUUUAGGCCUCUGGUGGCCAGAGCUUCCAGCUUCCACCCUGGACUCCCAAUAAAAUUCAACUGGUCUUUUGUUUCUUA
This is a messenger RNA of Octodon degus (degu), 701 nucleotides long. RefSeq names its product myosin light chain, phosphorylatable, fast skeletal muscle (gene Myl11). NCBI's taxonomy places the organism in Eukaryota, Metazoa, Chordata, Mammalia, Rodentia, Octodontidae. The transcript is spliced from 7 exons. Gene Ontology annotation, cellular component: cytoplasm. Gene Ontology annotation, biological process: skeletal muscle tissue development. The record is from RefSeq and is a predicted model, not a curated record. The coding region runs from base 106 to 618 and encodes 170 amino acids. Gene Ontology annotation, molecular function: calcium ion binding.